CGGUCUUGCUGGAGGUUGGGGGUCAGGCUGAUAUCAUGUGGCUCAAAGCCCCAACUCUAAUCACGUGGCUGGUCUUUCUGGCAUGGCCAGUCCCCAUCCUAAAACUAUCUGAGUGAGACAAUGGAUCUCCUCAUUAGCAUAACAAAGACACUCCUAUUACUCAGGAAAUUCCAAGGAUUUAGAGUCUCCCUCCCAGGAAUCAGGGACAAAGGCCACUUUAAUAAAAGGGGGAAAAAAUCUUCCCUUGAUCCUGCAUCUUGCUGUACCUACCACUCUCUUUUUCCCUCCCAUCACUGCCAGACUUUGAGAACCUAUAUUUGCUGUUUAUAUUUCCUUGCCUCUGGUUUACUCCUUAAUGUCAUUCACUUCUACCAGCUCCACAGAAAGUAACUUGUGAAGGUCACUGAGUCACUAAUUAGGCUUCCUAAUUAGUAAAUCCAUUUCCUUUUUUAAGUCUUCAAUCUAACCUGACUGUUCUGGUGUGUGAUACUAACUACUCCCUCUUCCAUGAUGCCAUUCUUUUGUGGUUGACCUACUGCUCUGACUGUUCCAUCCCAGUCUCUUUCCUUGUUUCUUGCCAUGUCUCAGAUGUUGCUGUUCUUUAGAAUUUGGUGCUGCAUUCACUUCUCACUAGAAACUCUCCCUAAGCCAUGUCAUUCAUUUCCAUAUAUCUCCUUUAUGCUGAUGACUUCCGAAUUUGGGUCUUUAGGCUUGGCUUUACCUGCAAUCCAGGCUUGGGUUUCUGACUUUACUGGAAUUUCCAUCAGGAUGUCCUAUAGGAACCUUAAAUAUAACAUGUCCAAAACAAAAUUCACUAUCUUUUUAUCAUUUAACCUUAUGUUAUAUGUAUAAUAAUAGAAUAUACUCCAUAGUGUAAUUGUAAGGAUGGAAUGAGAUAAUGCAUAAAGCAAACUUAAUAAAAUUCUGGCACAUAGAAAGUACACAGUACACAGUAGCUAUUAUUAUUACAUGACAGUCUUCCCUAUUAGACUGCAAGCUUCUUGAGGGCAGGAACACAUCCUCAAACCUAACACUGUCCUUGGCUUGUAAUAGAUGCGCAGUAAAGGUUUGCCGAGUUAAAAUAUGUAACUAUCUGAUUUAUUAAUCAUCAUGUCUGUUUAACAGUGGGCAACAUCAGGUGUGUAUUUUUUCUCCGUAGGUGCAUUGUGCUGUAAUCAUUCAAAGGAUAACCAAAUGUGCCGUGAUGUGUGUGAACAGGUGUGUUUAAGAAGUCUGAUGGCUGGGUUGGCCUAGGCUGCUGUGAACUGGCUAUCACCCUGGAGUGUCGGCAGGCCUGCAAGCAGUGACUGGUCUCUGGACGGGAGCAUAUGAGACAUGGUGUCACCUUCACUUUCAUACAGACCACUGGACCGUGUAGCCUGACCAACACUCUUGGGGCAGCACACAGUCCAGCAUCUGCUCUUCUCCUCCAGGCAUUGAGCUGUAGCUGAGUUGCAGAGGAUUUGAACUAUAAUGGAUCUGGUGGGACAUAAAAUAGUUGCCAGUCCAUUCUGCUUCUCGCUCUCUCCAUCCUCAUCAGCUGGCCUGUUCAGAAUUGCAUGAGCCCAGAUGAUAGAACAGGAGGGAAUAGAACAAGGGACCAGAGCCCAUGGCUCCGGAACUGUGUCUCUGAAUGGAAACUGAUAUCAUCUGGGAGAAUAACCAGCCCUCAGCGUGUUUGUUUUGGCUUGUUUAUAGAAAGUACACACUUAAAUGAGGCAUCUUCAAAAAAUGAUAUUUCUAAAGUUUGCAGAAAAGAAUAUGAGAAUGCUCUUUUCAGUUGCAUUAGCAGAAAUGAAAUGGGAUCAGUUUGUUGCAGUUAUGCAGGCCAUCACACAAACUGCCGAGAAUACUGUCAAGCCAUUUUUCGAACAGACUCUUCCCCUGGCCCAUCUCAGAUCAAAGCAGUGGAAAACUAUUGUGCCUCUAUUAGUCCACAAUUAAUACACUGUGUGAACAAUUACACCCAAUCUUAUCCAAUGAGGAACCCAACAGAUAGUUUAUAUUGCUGUGACAGAGCUGAAGACCAUGCUUGCCAAAAUGCCUGCAAGAGAAUUCUGAUGUCUAAGAAAACAGAAAUGGAGAUUGUGGAUGGCCUCAUCGAGGGUUGUAAGACCCAGCCCUUGCCUCAGGAUCCUCUUUGGCAGUGUUUUCUCGAAAGCUCACAAUCUGUUCACCCUGGAGUCACUCUACACCCUCCUCCCUCUACAGGCCUCGAUGGGGCUAAAUUGCAUUGUUGUUCUAAAGCAAAUACUUCAACAUGUAGGGAACUGUGCACUAAACUUUAUAGCAUGAGCUGGGGCAAUACACAGAGUUGGCAAGAGUUUGAUCGCUUUUGUGAAUAUAAUCCAGUGGAAGUGUCCAUGUUGACCUGUUUAGCAGAUGUUCGGGAACCUUGUCAGUUGGGCUGUAGAAACCUUACUUACUGUACUAAUUUUAACAACAGGCCAACAGAACUUUUCCGGAGUUGUAAUGCUCAGUCAGAUCAAGGAGCCAUGAACGACAUGAAGCUGUGGGAAAAAGGAAGCAUAAAGAUGCCAUUUAUCAACAUACCUGUUCUUGACAUUAAAAAGUGCCAGCCAGAAAUGUGGAAAGCAAUAGCUUGUUCACUGCAGAUUAAACCUUGUCAUAGUAAAUCCCGGGGAAGUGUUAUUUGCAAAUCAGAUUGUGUGGAGAUUCUUAAGAAAUGUGGGGACCAGAACAAAUUCCCUGAAGACCACACAGCUGAAAGUAUUUGUGAGCUGCUGUCACCUACAGAUGACCUGGAGAGUUGUAUACCUUUGGAUACAUACCUCAGGCCAAGUACUUUAGGUAACAUUGUGGAAGAAGUGACUCAUCCCUGUAACCCAAGUCCUUGCCCCACUAGUGAGCUCUGUGAGGUAAACCGGAGAGGGUGUCCAUCUGGAGAUCCCUGCCUGCCAUACUCUUGUGUUCAAGGUUGCAAAUUGGGAGAAGCCUCUGAUUUUAUCGUCCGUCAAGGGACACUAAUUCAGGUGCCAUCAUCUGCAGGGGAAGUUGGUUGUUAUAAAAUUUGCUCAUGUGGACAAAGUGGACUCUUAGAAAACUGCAUGGAUAUGCACUGUAUAGACCUUCAGAAGUCUUGCAUUGUUGGAGGAAAAAGAAAAAGUCAUGGAACAUCCUUUAAUAUCGACUGCAAUGUCUGUUCUUGCUUUGCUGGCAAUUUGGUGUGUUCUACCCGCCUGUGCAUCAGUGAGCACAGUUCAGAAGAUGACCGUCGCACCUUCACAGGUCUGCCCUGUAACUGUGCAGAGCAGUUUGUCCCCGUGUGUGGGCAGAACGGACGCACUUACCCCAGUGCCUGCAUUGCUCGCUGUGUGGGCCUCCAAGACCAUCAAUUUGAGUUUGGAUCAUGCAUCUCAAAGGAUCCUUGUAAUCCUAACCCCUGCCCCCAAAACCAAAGAUGCAUACCCAAACCACAAGUCUGCCUGACGACUGUUGAUAAAUUUGGAUGUAGCCAACAUGAGUGUUUGCCCAGACAGCUCACCUGUGACCAGGCCCGCGAUCCUGUGUGUGACACAAACCACCUGGAGCACAGCAACCUCUGCACUUUGUACCAGAGAGGGAAAAGCCUCUUGUACAAAGGCCCGUGCCAGCCCUUCUGCAGAGCCGCAGAGCCCGUCUGCGGGCACAAUGGGGAGACCUACAGCAGCGUGUGUGCCGCCUACUCGGACCGGGUGGCGGUCGAUUACCACGGGCCCUGCCAGGCCGUCGGGGUCCUCUCAGUGUCCAGUUCUGUCUCCGAAUGUGCUGCGGUGAAGUGUCCUUCGCUCUCAGCGACUGAGUGCAAACCCGUCAUCCCACCCGGUGCUUGUUGCCCAUUAUGUGCCGGGAUGCUAAGAGUUUUAUUUGACAAAGAAAAGCUGGAUACUAUUGCUAAGGUAACAAACAAAAAGCCGAUAACAGUUCUGGAAAUACUUCAGAAAAUCCGCAUGCAUGUGUCUGUCCCACAGUGUGACGUAUUUGGAUACUUCAGCAUUGAGUCAGAAAUUGUUAUUCUGAUUAUUCCCGUUGAUCAUUAUCCAAAAGCUUUGCAGAUUGAGGCCUGCAAUAGAGAGGCAGAGAAGAUCGAGUCCCUUAUCAACUCCGACAGCCCUGCUCUGGCAUCCCACGUCCCUCUCUCAGCACUCAUCAUUUCCCAGGUACAGGUCUCCAGCAGCGUGCCGUCGGCUGGCAUCGGGGCCAGACCCCCCUGCCACUUCUGCCUCUUCCUCCUCAGCCUGGGCCUCGCCUUGCACUUGCUCUGGACACAUAACUGACUGCCCAUGAAAAGCGCAGAGUGUUCCUCCAUCUAAUUCUUCUGCCUUGUGAAAACCAUACAGGACUGCUGGUCUGUAGUUGAAUAGUGGCCAGGUAAACGCACUUGUCACCUCUCUUCACCACACAGUAUUUUUUUAAUCUGCCAAUAUUAGUAGGGUUUUUGUUUUGUUUUUACAAAUGUUAAAAUACAUUCUUCCAAAUACUAAUGAAAAGAGGAUGUCUCCUUCUGCUGGAUCACUGCCUUACAAUUUACAUUUUGCUUGUUUGGUGGGACCCCUACUCUAAACCAAAUUCAAAAUCACUGAUAAAUGAGAUGAUCCCUUUUUAGAAAGAUAACUCACUUUACUAUGGGCUUCGUAUCACAGAAACUUCAUUUCAGAAUUCCUGUAAGUAUUGAGGUGCCCCAGUGUAUACAUUUUGCUUUACAGAUAAUUACAUACUCUGUCUUGAAGCUAGGGGCCACAGGGAAGAGCCACUGCUAUUAGAGUAUGAAGUAAAGAUAAAGCAUCUUUGAAAUUAUCAUGUAAAUCACCAGGCAAAUUUAAUUUACAGAAAUUUAAUUCAGGAACCCAUCUGUUGUGUUAAGCAAAAGCAAGCUGAUUAAAUGACACAUAAUGAUAGAUGGUGACAGUCUCAGUGGUUACUAAUGUGGUUACUGUGACUUUCGUGAAAGAAAGUUACAUCGCAUCAAAGUGUCUUGCAUUAUGCAUUUUUAUAUUAACCAGAUGUAUAUUCUUUGGUAUUCAUCCAAGCUAAAUUUAGAGUUUUUAAACAUCAAUCUUUAAACCAAUUGCUGCUACUUAUAUAAUUGCCAAAAAGUGAAAUAAUGAGUAGUUCAUGUACAUAAUACAUGAUUUAUCUAUUUUAUUAUGAAGAAGGUGAAUAGCCAUGUUUGUAAAAUGACAAUCGUGUGUGUUAACCCAGUACUUUGCGUUCAUGAAGACACAUUCGCUUUUUGUGAUAUGCACAGUAUAGAUGAGUCUUCUCUCUCUUUUUUAUAUAGAAUUAUAAAGAAUUGUGGUUUAUAUAUUUACAAAUGUCAAUCUAAGUAUGAACAUGUUUGCAUGUUGUCUAAGAAAUUGAAUUCUUCGAAUGCGUUUCACAGUUUGAAAUAAGCUAUUCAAUGUAAUACUUCUUGUUUGUAUGCACCUAAACUUAGAUUUUACAUGAAGUAUUUUUUUCAGUAUUGUAUGUAGCCUCUGGAAUAUAUAGGGAUAUGCUUAUUUUACCAAAAUGUUGUGUAAAAGUGGGCACUUAAAGUUUUCAGAAUAUCUCAGUGCUGACGGAGCGUUGUUUGCUGCAGUGGCUUUUUCUAUAUAAAUGUCUUCACUGCAAGAUACUGGAAAGCUUUUCCAUUUUAAUAAAGAUAACUUUUAUAU
This is a messenger RNA of Diceros bicornis minor, 5657 nucleotides long. RefSeq names its product reversion inducing cysteine rich protein with kazal motifs (gene RECK). The transcript is spliced from 19 exons. Gene Ontology annotation, molecular function: metalloendopeptidase inhibitor activity; protein binding. Gene Ontology annotation, cellular component: plasma membrane. Bases 1560 to 4277 code for a protein of 905 amino acids. Gene Ontology annotation, biological process: extracellular matrix organization; sprouting angiogenesis; blood vessel maturation. NCBI's taxonomy places the organism in Eukaryota, Metazoa, Chordata, Mammalia, Perissodactyla, Rhinocerotidae. The record is from RefSeq and is a predicted model, not a curated record.